AUGACCAGGGACUGCGGCGAUCUUCCACCGUCGGCUGAGAACUGCGGCGAUGCUGGAGACCGACGGCGAGGCGCGAUUGGUGAUGCUGGAGACCGACGGCGAGGACGAGGCUGGAGACCGACGGCGAAACUAACGACGACUGGCGAUUCUCGAGACUGGCGGCGAGGAUGUGGCGCAGCUGGCGAUGAAUCCCCGCGAUGCUGGAGAAGGCGGCUGGAGAAGAGGGAUGAAGAGGGUCGACUGCUGGAGAAGAGGGCCGACUGCUGUCGACUGCUGGAGAAGAGGGAUGAAGGCGGUCGACUCGAUCGCUACAAGGAUGGUGAUCCAGUAUGGUUGGGGACCCUGAUGACAGUCCUGCAGUUUACUAUACGACCAAUGCGGGGAAAUGAUCAUGAGCACGAGAUGGCAGUUAAAGUUGAAAAGAUGUAUGAUCUUGCAUAUUUUAAGGCAAAAGAGAUGCUGCAGCAGAAUCAUAGAGUUUUAGAGAAGAUUGUUGAUGAAUUACCUGAAUUUGAGAUCUUAACGGGCAAGGAUUUGGAAAGGAUAAUUGAAGAGAAUGAUGGGAUUCGGGAGAAAGAGCCCUUUUCCCUUUUAGAGACUUAUUAUACAGAGCCGGUGUCUAGCAGCUUUCUUGAAGUUGCAAAUGGUCCUGGCCCUAUUCUGUUAGGCUCUUCCUCCUAGGAUGAAGAGAGCACCCAAUUUUCUGGAUUAUGGAGAAGAUGAGAUGAACUUGUUCUUGGAGCGAGUAGGAUUGGUUGAGAAGAGGUGCCAUUUUUCCUUCUCAAUCUAGCGUUUAUGCUCCUUUGGAGGAUUUGAAACAUAAUUAGAUUUCCAAGUUUCUUGUUGUAUAUCUGCCUUGAAAUUAUUCAAAGAAAUAUAGAGCAUCUUUUCUCUGUUAAAUGUCUUCUCAAUCGCGGGAACAAUAAGCGUCUUAUUCAUACUUUUGCCAGAGGUAUCUGGAUUCUAUUUUUGUGCAGUGAGUGUUUAGUUUGUUCUUGGUUAAGGAGAAUUACCUCAGGUGUUUGUCAGUCUGUAUUAUGCUUUGGUCACUUGUGAUGGUUUCAGAAGCAACAGGCUGAGAAGACUGCAUAACUGCAUGCCCGUGGAUUGACAAAGCAUUUACAGCAGCAAAACAGGAGAUUGCAUUCCAAAAGUUUUACUGCAGGUUCAAAUUUGAGAGUUCGACACAGAAUCAGAAGUAGAUUCAACUUGAUAUAGUUGUUGAUGAAAUUGUCUAUGAGAAUAUUCUAUCUAUUCCUGACACUGGAAUAUAUUUUGCCAGGCAUUGGAUAUUGUAAAGACUACUUCAUGUUAUGUUGCAUUAAAUGUUCGAUGAAAUUACAUAUCUGAAAAAUUGUAAGAAAACAUGGCGGCAUAUACUGGCAGCCAUAACAGGUAAUAAUUGGGUGAGAAAGAAUGAUUUACAGAAAAUAGAGUUGACAGAAAAUACAGAAGCAAGAGAGGGGAUUCUUGCACCUAUAGAAGGCCUAUAACAGAUUCUCCGAAUGCUGGGUCUAGAGGCACUUUCCCAGUCAGGAGCUCCAAAAGCACUACUCCAAAGCUGUAUAUGUCGCUCUUCUCAUCAACCUUCAAAGUGUAUCCAUAUUCUGUCACAAGGAAAAAUGAGUAUCAACAAGGGUACCCUAGCAGCCUCACAAUGUUUCGGUGCCGGAGCCUCCCCAGGAGGCUGACCUCUCCAAACAGAUCAUCACCAUUUUCAAUGUCUGGUUCAGUUCUCCAGAGUUUCUUCACUGCCACCACUCCAUGUGGCCUGUGGACUUCAGCUUUGUAAACGAUACCUGAUCCUCCCAUGCCGACAAUGUUCGAUUCUUUUAUGCUUGCCAGUAUGUCAUUGCUGGUGAAGCUCAGCCUUUGGAAUGCUACUAAUGUCCAUGGCCAUUCUUUGCUGCUUUUGUUGAAGUAAUCAUCAACAAAACUAUUGCACAGGUACCACCUUUUGUACACCCAUCUCCCUGCAAAGAAUGCAAUGCCGAGAAAUAGAAUCACUGCGAUUCCAACAAGGAGUCCGAAGAGAAUGUGCCGGACGUGGAGAUUUUGCCGCUGCCUUGAGGUUGGAGGCAUUGUAGGACAAGGCAGAAGCACGCCGCCACAAAGGCCAGGGUUGCCUACGAGGUCACUAGGGUUUAUAGAAGCAAAUAAGCCGUUGGAUGGAACUGGACCUUGUAGCUGGUUAUGUGAUACAUUGAUCAUUUCCAGCGCUGGCGAGCUUCCAAGGGUUGGUGGGAUAUGACCAGUCAGAGAAUUAUUUGACAGAUCAAGAAUGGAUAAAGUGCGCAUUGUGGCAAUUGCAUGUGGGAUUUCUCCACUGAACUGGUUUCCCCUGAGCUUCAAAGUCACCAGCUUUUCGCACGAAGCAAUGCUUUGUGGAAGGUUUCCUGAAAAAUGGUUGGUGGAGAGAUCAAGGACCGAAAGCGAUGGGCAGUCCUGGAACUGGUCUGGUAUCCUGCCCUGGAAGCUGUUGCCCGAAGCCAUGAAUGUCUGAAGUGUCGGAAGGGAGAGGAUGUUGUAAGGAAGAGAGGAGUCGAGAUGGUUUCCAGAGACAUCAAAGAAGUUGAGAGAAGUGGAUAAAGAAAGGUCAUCAGGGAUUUGACCAGUGAGAUUGUUUUGGGCCAAUUCCAGCCUCUGAAGCUGUGGGAGGGUACCAAAGCCUACUGGAAUUGCCCCAGAGAGAUGAUUGUUGUGCAUCCUGACCCGAACCAGUGACUUGCAAGUCGUGAGGCUCAUUGGGAUUGAACCAGAGAAUGAGUUGUUGAAGAGUAUGAGCUUGGUGAGAUUCCCCGAGUCACAUAGACCAAACGGAAUCUCACCUGACAACGAGUUGGACGACACAUCUAGCCACUGCAGAGGCGAGUUCUGCCCGAGAUUCGUUGGCAACGAACCUGUAAAAGAGUUCUUCCACAGCUCGAGUACCUGUAAUUUGGUCAGGUUACCGAGCUGGCUAGGGACUGGACCAGUGAGCUGGUUUCGCAUCACAUUCAACAGCUCCAGAUUCUCGAGCUCAGCAAUCUCCGCAGGCAGCUCUCCUGAAAUCUGAUUAUCAGAGAGAUCCAACAUUGUGAGAGAUUGAAUGCUGCCAAGUUCUGGUGGGAUCUUGCCAGUGAAGUUGUUCCCGUACAGAAACAAAGUUGUGAGCAUUUUCAGCUUGCCUAAUUCAGCAGGAAUCUGGCCACUGAGACUGCCAACAGCCAAAUCUAGAUACUGAAGAUUGGUGAGAUUGCCAAUCUCUGCUGGGAUUUCUCCUUCAAACUCAUUGUAACCCAGAAUUAUCGUCUCCAAAGAAGUCAGCUGGCCGAUCUCCUUUGGGACGUUUCCAGUCAGGUUAUUACCAGAAAGGCCAAGAAACUUGAGCUUCUGCAGAUUCCUGAAAGAUCCAGGAAUCGGCCCUUGGAAGAAGCUCCCUCGAAAAUCCAGGCUUUGCAACAAUGUCGCAUUGCCUAGAUCCGCAGGGAGAAGCCCCGAGAAGUUGUUGCUUGAGGCAUUGAGCAAAGUCAACCCUGGAGCCAUUCCAAGGCCAGCUGGAAACUUGCCGAUGAAGUUGUUCAUACUGAAGUCAGCAGUCCUCAGUGAAGUGAGAUUCCCCAAAGAUUCCGGCAAGGCAGAGGUGAAGCCAUUGUUGAAGACAGAGAAAAAUGAUAGACUCCUCAGGUGCUGAAUGUGAUCCGAGAUGCUGCCACUGAGAUUCAUGUUGGAAAGGUCGAGCCUUUCCACAAGACCCUUGGCAUUGCAACUCAAACCGGUCCAGUUGCAGUGACUCCCAGAACCCAACCUCCAAUCCGCAAGCUGGUUUGACGAAUCGACCAGGCUCGAUUUAAUUGCGAGCAGAGCCGAGACCUCCACCUCCACCUCCACCACAUUAUGCUGGACACCAAGAGCUACAAUGGCGAGAUAGCAGUAGCCAAUGAAACAGUAUUGGAGGAAGAAAAGCAAUUUGGUGGAUUCCAUUUCUGGGUUCUCUCUCUCUUUCCUUGCCUGAGAUGGGUUCUGGGUGUAUUUUGCUUCUAGUUUUCAGACAUUGUCCAGAAGGGAAGGUCAGCAGAAGAACCAGAAGAAGGAUGCAGGAAGGGAAGAUGCUGUUGGAGAGAACAAAUGGGAGCUGGGGAGUUAUCGAAGAAAGACAAUGUGGUCAGAGAAGAUGAUAGAAGUAUAAUGUAAGAUGGUGGUGGGAUUAGUUUACGUGGGGUCUUGGGAUCUUAAACAGCUAAGGAAGUGGGUUCAAUCAGUGACUCACUGGAAAGCCAUUUGGAGGUAUUGGAAAUGUGGGGAGACAUUCAAACAUGGGAGGGGAAUGUGUUUCUUUCUUUCCCUUUUUUUUCUCAUAAAAUAUUCAGCCGAAGAAGUUUCAUUUUGGGUGAUGAUUAAUUAUAGAAAAAAAUCAUUGCUGGUAUGAUGGUCAGGUCAAACCUGGUUGGGGUUAUUGUUUUUGUCAUUUUUAACCUCUUAUUCCCCUGCAUUCAUUUAUUUAUUUGUACAUUUCACUCAAGGAAUUCGGAUUUUUUACAUUUCUGUCAGUUCCCUGCAGGCGUCUGAUUCAUUUACUGGC
Molecule: messenger RNA, 4561 nt
Organism: Linum tenue
Lineage: Eukaryota; Viridiplantae; Streptophyta; Magnoliopsida; Malpighiales; Linaceae
Source: the annotation of a GenBank genome assembly